UGGAACUCAUCAACUAGUUGUGGAAAUCUAUCAGUAUCACAGCUUCCGACAAAUCGCCAACAUGUGCUCGAUAGCACUCUGCCUAGCGUUCCUUUUGGUCCAAACAAUUUUCAUCAUGCAUUGCAGACCACAUAAAACAGCUGAAAUCAUGAAGGAUGGCAGAGUGUCUGUAAAACCGGAAAUAAAUGUUGAAGAAGUUUUGAAAAAGUUUUCCGUCAAAUUCUACAAGAAACGCUUCGUGGAAGAUCAAAAUCUAGUUGUCGCUCCACUGUUGAUCUUCAAAGUGUUCAGAUCACUUUACGGCAUAAUGGACGCAUCGGCCAAGUACGAUCUUCACUCACUAGCUGACAUUCCCCAUAAUGCCAGCAUGGAAAAGAUGCAGGAAUUCGAGACAUUCACGGAUCACUCGCUGAAAGUGUGCAUCACUAAGCAGUCUCAAGUAGUGGCUCGCCUGUACUACGGCAAAUCCAUCGGUCAAAUUAACUCGGCCCUAAAGACUAUUGAAACUGUAACGACGAACUUUGACGAGAAACAGGGGUUCCUUAAACAGGUCAACGAUUGGAUUAAAAAUCCUCAAAUCCGAGGAACGGAUGAUUUAGUCCAUGAUUACGAUGUGAACAAGAAAACGGAAGCGUUUUUGGCUGGAGCAUUUUCAUUCGAUUGGCCAUCGCAGCUAAAGCUCGCAAACGGGGAGAAAACAUUUCAAGGGGAAAAAGUACAGUUUUUAGAGGGAAACAUUCGUACUUCAUACGCCAAACUGGACCAUCCCAAGGUUGAAGUAGUAGAGCUGAAACGUGAUGAACUACCCGGAAUCAAGCUUUGGCUGAUUCUUCCCGACAAAGCAUCAUCCAUCAAGGAAUUUAAUGACAAGUUGAAUGUCGACAUAAUUAGUCAAAUCGAAAGUGGUUUGGCCAAACAGAUAGCGGAUGUUGCCCUGAUCCUUCCGAGGGUGUCGAUUGAGUACAAUUCCCAAGAAGAUGCAUACGUCAUGGAAGUGUUUGAAGUGUUUAGCUCUCUGUUUACGACACCUUCAAUCAAACUGGCCGAGGGCAAGGAGGAUUUGUAUCCCGUCAAGAAUUUCCUGAUGAAAUGUAUACUGCGGCUUAAUGCGAGUGAGACUACAAUCGAAACCAAAGCACAAGGUGGCGCGAAAAAUUUGGCAUUUGACCGACCUUUUGUACUGAUGAUGCUGACAAACAAUGGUAGUGUUCCGCUUAUGUUGGCUAAUUACUUUUCGCCAAAGGAUAAACUACGAGAGCUGGAGGAGCAGGAACGGAAGUUGAAGGCUUUGGCACAGCAGCAUAUCGAUUUGUAAUAUGCCAUUCGGAAUGAACGGGAUUUGAUAGGUUGACAGAAAAGACAUUAGAUAAUAAAUCUCUUUACGGGAUAGGAUUCUGUUUCGAGGUCCUUUAUUUGAUUCUGGGGUGUCGGGUUCUCAGUAGAACGGUGGAUCAAUAGUCGACUUUUUUACCUUUGGAAUUGAGGAAAGCUAAAAAUUUAUUAGAUUAUGUAUUAUUAAAAUAUGUAACAUUGCGACACUAACAUGAUUUUUAACAACAACAAAAAUCACAUUAAGAUGUACUGUCUUUCGUUCAGCUCUAGAAGCUGUGUGAUUUAUUUAAAAUCAGGAAAUAUCAGGGAAUUCAUUUUUCAUUGAAUUUCAUUCAAAUUCAGGGAAAUCUUUCUUCAAAAACCUUUUAAUAAGUAUGAUUGAUUUCGCUAGUUUUGAACAAUAACUCGGUGAAGUAUGAAGAUGGUUGAUCAUUUCAAAUUUUAAAAAGAACUGAGCAAAAAUUACUUAAA
This is a messenger RNA of Ochlerotatus camptorhynchus, 1803 nucleotides long. RefSeq lists its product as uncharacterized. The transcript has 3 exons. NCBI's taxonomy places the organism in Eukaryota, Metazoa, Arthropoda, Insecta, Diptera, Culicidae. Gene Ontology annotation, molecular function: serine-type endopeptidase inhibitor activity. The record is from RefSeq and is a predicted model, not a curated record. The coding region runs from base 62 to 1315 and encodes 417 amino acids.